Molecule: messenger RNA, 831 nt
Organism: Cylindrotheca closterium
Lineage: Eukaryota; Bacillariophyta; Bacillariophyceae; Bacillariales; Bacillariaceae
Source: the annotation of a GenBank genome assembly
AUGUUUGAGUAUCCCUUGUACAAGGAACACUUCAUGAAGUCGCCUGGUAACACGCGCAAGAUGUCGGAUGCUUCUGAUGACACAUCAGAAGCAACUGCACCGGAUGUUCUAUCCAAAGCGUUGCCUCCCACCCCAAUCCGGAAACGGGACGCAAGACUGAGUGCGCCUUCGCAGUUGUAUAUUCCAUCUCCUGAUCAAACUGCCGAGACAUACUCACCAGUGGGGAUGCAUUCACGACUUGGAAUGCAACGAAUUGUUGGAAUUGAUUGUGAAAUGGUUGGCGUUGGGCCUGGUGGUUUUCAAUCGGUUCUCGCUAGGGUGACUAUCGUCGAUUAUCAUGGCACUCUUUUGCUUGAUACAUUUGUGCAAGUGCAGGAUAAAAUUACCGACUACAGAACUCACGUGUCAGGUAUCAGUCCCAGUGACUUGCAGUCAGCCGGGGCUGUUUCAUUUCAAAGAUGCCGACAGUAUGUCCAAUCAAUUAUCAAACAUAAGAUUCUUGUAGGACAUGGCCUUCAGAACGACUUGAGAGUUCUAUCAAUCCAACACCCAUGGUACAAUAUUCGAGAUACUAGUAUGUAUCAGCCAUACAUGCGAGUGGAUGCUUGCGGUCGGUUGCGUCCUUGCCGAUUGAAACAAUUGGCAUCCAUUCAUCUUGGGGUUUCCAUUCAAGAACAUGGUCGUCCUCAUGAUUCUUUGGAUGACGCUGCUGCCGCCAUGGCACUCUAUCGAAACGUUCAGGUGGAGUGGGACUAUGCCAUGGAGUGCAACCGCCAAGCUUAUCUCUGUUCUUCGCCAAAUCGAAUGUCGCCAUUGGCGCAAACUAUUUAA